This is a messenger RNA of Opisthorchis viverrini, 1991 nucleotides long. RefSeq lists its product as hypothetical. NCBI's taxonomy places the organism in Eukaryota, Metazoa, Platyhelminthes, Trematoda, Opisthorchiida, Opisthorchiidae. Bases 36 to 1757 code for a protein of 573 amino acids. The record is from RefSeq and is a predicted model, not a curated record. The transcript has 10 exons. Gene Ontology annotation, cellular component: membrane. Gene Ontology annotation, biological process: transmembrane transport. Gene Ontology annotation, molecular function: transmembrane transporter activity.
GCUUCGGGCUAUUACUCGGUGCGGUUAGAUGACAGAUGGGCUGGACACCUGUGGCACAUUCACUAACGUGCACAGUCUGCUUAUUACUCGCAAUUAUCUUUUUCGCGCAUGUGUCAAUGGUUGGAUUUAGUUUUCUGACCAAUCAGUAUGUCUACUACCGAUUUUCGGAAGAUGCAGGAUUGCCCUACAUUCCGAAUGAUGCCUCUUCAGGCUGCAAAAACCAGUCUGCUACAGACAGAAAAGCUGAUGAUUUACAAUCUCUGCGUGAGCGCGUCCAGGCCAAGACGGCUAAAUUUCUUGCUGUGAAUAAUUUGAUAGGGAUGGGCCUGGGUCUUUUGGCACUCAUCCUGGUGGCUCAUCUCUCCGAUCGAUACGGUCGCCGCGCCACUAUCGGUUUCAUUUUGCUCGGCCAGUCGGUCACUAAUGGAGUCACAGCGCUAGUUGUUUUGCUUCACCUGCCCGUACCGGUCAUAAUUUUUGGUUCAGUCACCUGUGGUGUUCUCGGUGGUGGCGUCAUUGCUCUCAUCACACAGACUACUGUCUGCUUCGUUGACCUGACCAGGAUCCCUCGGGAAGCUGAAGAUGUAAGUAAACAGUCCGCGGCCGGACAAACCAAUCGCGGUCAGCUAGAGCGGAAUCGGUUGAUUUUUCUCGGCAUACUUGAUGCUACGCUUCUGUUAGCAAGUGCUUUGGGGUUUGGACUUAUUGGUUCGGUGAUUCAACGAUGUGGUUUCAACUCUUCAGUGAUUGGGCUUCUAUUUCUGUACUGCAUUCCGGUUGUCCUAAUUCCAUUUUUACCCGAAACGAAGCCAUCCACCCUCAGUCCGUUCACCGUCCAUUCAACCAGUCUAAGCCCCUGCAAUAGUCCGGAUUCCUCUUCCGUUAUGCAGUCUGUCACUCCGACCUCCUCCGGUUUGCCGAGCUUUUUGCAGCUUUUCCGAUCAAAACACCCUUCCACACUGUUGGUAACCAUUGUUAUGUUCCUGUACAUGCUUGUCGUGUUGUCGGACAACCAGUUCUCCUUUCUCUAUCUAAUGGGUGCACCGUUCUGUUGGACGCCCGAAGAGGUUGGCGUAUAUAACUUUGUGGGGAGUUUUUUGCUUUCACUGGCGUCACUCGCAUUGACUUUGAUUACUGCGUGGUCUAUGCGAGUUAAAUCUCCUACGGUAUUCACAAAGAGUCAGUUGCCCGGGUCGCGCCACCUAUCUAACUCUUCUGUUGCGCUUCUUGUUGAUGAUGAGAUUGUAGAACAAUCGCAGCCAGCGUCAGAAGAUUUUGAACCGACACAGCUGCAGUCCUGGUAUCAUGUGAUCUGGUCGCGUACCCGAAUGCUGACCUAUGUCUCUGUGGCAUUCCUUCUAAUCACCUUGAACAAAUUAAUCAUUGGAUUUGCGUUCAAGCUGUCACAACCGUUCUGUAACGCUGCGGUCUAUGUAGCGUUGGUCCUCCUAUUUGCCCGAGCUGCUGUUGUCCCCACGUUGAAGUCAUUCGUCUCCUCAUUGCACUCUGCAGAGAACCAAAAUCGGCUGUUUGUCAUUAUCGGAAUCGCUGAAUACUGUGGUCUACUAGUUGGUGAACCGAGCCUUCCUGCCUUCUAUGCUUUCACCGUAUCCGUCUUCCCCGGUGCUGCUUACAUAUUUUGUGCCGUCUUGGGUGCGAUUGGAUUGGUGUUAGUCCUGACACUGCUCACUUCAGUCGUCAAAGAACUUGUGUCACUGAAGGACACAGCCGGCUUCCCUGCUACAGUAUCCCAUUGAUGAAGAGAACUUAUUUUUCACUGAUGAUUUUUACUAGUUUUGUCAUCUAACUUCCUACUUUGGGCUUGUCCCUCUGCUAUCAAUACUUCGUCGAUCAAAUUGAGGCAUUGGUUUUCACCCUUACUCAGCCUCGAAAAAUCGUGAUUCCAAGACACCAUACACGCAAUAUAUUUUGUGAUUCUUGUGAUACCUCGUGGUCCUCGAGAGGGAGGACAUCCACUGUAAGCAACUCGU